Molecule: messenger RNA, 3485 nt
Organism: Beta vulgaris subsp. vulgaris (sugar beet)
Lineage: Eukaryota; Viridiplantae; Streptophyta; Magnoliopsida; Caryophyllales; Amaranthaceae
Exons: 10
Coding region: 508-2763 (751 amino acids)
Biological process (GO): regulation of gene expression; rRNA processing
Cellular component (GO): nucleus
Molecular function (GO): ribonuclease III activity; double-stranded RNA binding
Source: RefSeq, a predicted model, not a curated record
UACCAUUAGCAAUUAUAAAUAAUUUAUCACAAACAAAAGGCAUAAUAAUUUUAUUUACCAUAGUCAUUAGUCCAUACUCCAUAGGCUAAAAAAAAGGCUUCGGAUUGGGAUAACAAUUUCAAACUUCCCCCAAAAUCAAUAUCGUUGAAAAACCCUAAUUCCAGUUUUACCAACUCCUUUCGUUUUGAACCGCAAUCAAGUUUUAAUGGCGGAACAAGCUGGGUCUCCGUCUAGCUCACCCGUAGUACUAUCCGAGCAACAACAACAGCAUCAAAUUUCCUAGAUAAUUUGUUGUGGAAGGAUCGUCUGCACGUGUUUACCUGUAGAGCACGUAAACCAGCUCCAGUUUAUCAUACCAUCAACGAAGCAGGACCGCAAGAUGUGCCAAAGUUUAGGUCUACAGUUAAGGUAGAUGGAGAAACAUAUUCAUGUCUCAACACCUUUUCCAGCAAAAAGGCAGCUGAGAAAGAUGUUGCAAAGGUUGCAUUGGAAGGCAUAUGUAAGAAGAUGGGAUGGGUUGAGGAAGAUGGAGAUACAAUUCUUCAGGUUCAUUUCAAAUUUAAGUAUAAGUCAGAUUCAGGAACUCCCAUUGGGACUUCAGCAAUUAAAGUAGAUACUCGAAGUUCUAGACAAGCUGGCGAGCUUCGAAAUGUUGUGGCAUUGACCCCUUCAGAGGCUGAGUUGAGUGCAAGUAGUGAACUAGUUAGUAAAUUGAACAAUGAUAAGGUCAAGUCCAUACUCCAUAAGUUUGCUGCAAAGAUGAAUAUGAAAAAGCCCAAGUAUGAAACUGUUAGAGUGAAACAGCCUUCUCAAGUGUUCACCUCUUUAGUAUUGAAUGGGAUGAUAUAUACUGGUGAACCUACCAAUAGGAAAGAAGAAGCUGAAAAAUUAGCAGCACGUGCUGCUAUCUUAUACAUUUUGGUGAAUUCUGGACUCAGAAUGCAUCUGUUAAAGAUAGUCGAAUCCGAAGCUAAACUUAGUUCUGCAGAGCACGAUCAUAAAGUCUCCCUUUUGCAGUCAGAUUCUGGAACUCCCAUUGGGACUUCAGCAAUUAAAGUAGAUACUCGAAGUUCUAUACAAGCCGGCGAGCUUCGAAAUGUUGUGGCAUUGACCCCUUCAGAGGCUGAGUUGAGUGCAUGUAGUGAACUAGUUAGUAAAUUGAACAAUGAUAAGGUCAAGUCCAUACUCCAUGAGUUUGCUGCAAAGAUGAAUAUGAAAAAGCCCAAGUAUGAAACUGUUAGAGUGAAACGGCGUUCUCAAUUGAUCACCUCUUUAGUAUUGAAUGAGAUGAUAUAUACUGGUGAACCUACCAAAAGGAAAAUAGAAGCUAAAAAAUUAGCAGCACGUGCAGCUAUCUUAUCCAUUUUGGCGAAUUCUGGACUCAGAAUGCAUAUGUUAAAGAUAGUCGAAUCUGAAGCUAAACUUAGUUCUGCAGAGCACGAUCAUAAAGUCUCCCUUUUGCAGUCAGAUUCUGGAACUCCCAUUGGGACUUCAGCAAUCAAAGUAGAUUCUCGAAGUUCCAGUCAAGCCGGUGAGGUUGGAAAUGUUAUGGUGUUGACCCCUUCAGAGGCUGAGUUGAACACAAGUGAAGAACUAGUUAGUAAAUUGACAAACGAUAAGAUGUUAUGCAAGUCCGUACUCCAUGAAUUUGCUGCAAAGAUGAAUAUGGAAAAGCCCAAGUAUGAUACUGUUGAAGUUGAAGUGCUUCUUACUGUGUUCACCUCCUCUUUAGUAUUCAAUGGGAUGAAAUAUACUGGUGAACCCAGCAUAAGCAAGAUAGAAGCUGAGCAAUUAGCAGCACGUGCUGCUAUCUUAUCCAUUUUGGCGAAUUCUGGACUCAGAAUGCAUCUGCUACAGAUAGUCGAAUCCAAAGCUAAACUUAAUUCUUUAGUGCAUGAUCAUAUUUCCGGAGAUACAGAAGUCUCCCUUUUGCAGUCAGAUUCAGGAACUCCCAUCGGGACUUCAGCAAUUAAAGUUGAUUCUCGAAGUUCUAGGCAAGCCGGUGAGCUUGGAAAUGUUGUGGCAUUGACCCUUCCAGACGCUGAUCAAGCUAGUAAUUUGAUCACAAAUGUUGUGUCAGAGGUGCACCAGGGACAGUCUCAUGUUCAACCCAGACAUGAAUCUAGUGAGCCGAGAGUUGAGACUAUUUCUCAAACAGUUCCGCUUCCGAUUGCGUUUGUACCAUCGUUUCUGGCAGAAAAUUCUGUUAAUGCAUCAACUAAUGGAGGGGGAAAAAAGGGGAAGAAAAGAAAAAGGGCUAAUAAGAAAGCAAAAACUGAUCAAGCUAGUAAUUUGAUCACAAAUGUUGUGUCAGAGGUGCACCAGGGACAGUCUCAUGUUCAACCCAGACAUGAAUCUAGUGAGCCGAGAGUUGAGACUAUUUCUCAAACAGUUCCGCUUCCGAUUGCGUUUGUACCAUCAUUUCUGGCUGAAAAUUCUGUUCAUGCAUCAACUAAUGGAGGGGGAAAAAAGGGGAAGAAAAGAAAAAGGGCUAAUAAGAAAGCAAAAACUGAUCAAGCUAGUAAUUUGAUCACAAAUGUUGUGUCAGAGGUGCACCAGGGACAGUCUCAUGUUCAACCCAGACAUGAAUCUAGUGAGCCGAGAGUUGAGACUAUUUCUCAAACAGUUCCGCUUCCGAUUGCGUUUGUACCAUCAUUUCUGGCAGAAAAUUCUGUUAAUGCAUCAACUAAUGGAGGGGAAAAAAGGGGAAGAAAAGCAAAAGGGCUAAUAAGAAAGCAAAAACUGAUCAAGCUAGUAAUUUGAUCACAAAUGUUGUGUCAGAGGUGCACCAGGGACAGUCUCAUGUUCAACCCAGACAUGAAUCUAGUGAGCCGAGAGUUGAGACUAUUUCUCAAACAGUUCCGCUUCCGAUUGCGUUUGUACCAUCAUUUCUGGCAGAAAAUUCUGUUAAUGCAUCAACUAAUGGAGGGGGAAAAAAGGGGAAGAAAAGCAAAAGGGCUAAUAAGAAAGCAAAAACUGAUCAAGCUAGUAAUUUGAUCACAAAUGUUGUGUCAGAGGUGCACCAGGGACAGUCUCAUGUUCAACCCAGACAUGAAUCUGGUGAGCCGAGAGUUGAGACUAUUUCUCAAACAGUUCCGCUUCUGAUUGCGUUUGUACCAUCAUUUCUGGCAGAAGAUUCUGUUAAUGCAUCAACUAAUGGAGGGGAAAAAAAGGGGAAGAAAAGAAAAAGGGCUAAUAAGAAAGCAAAAACUGAAAUGAAAACACAGGUGGCUGAGGUGCCUCAGAGCCAAGGGAUGUCUUGUAGUGUAGCUUAAUGAGCAGGUUGUUAAACUAUGUAUUUACAUUUUACAUGUUGGAUUUGUCUGUGGUAACUUGUCUUCCCUUUUUUGGACCUUGAACUUCUAUUUUUGGAAAUGUCAUUUUCCUCAGGAGUUGCAAAUUUGUAAUUUUUUGUUUCUCUAAAUUAAAAGUUGGAAAGCAAAAAAGUUUUGAAGGUAAUGAUCAGCCAUGAGCUCUUUGGUCAA